CUCCCUUCUGUAGCUUACCUAAACGUGCCUGUUCAGUACUGUAAUAGGCAUUCAGCUAGCCUACUAUAGGGGUCCUCCCAGUCUUCACACGUGGUGAAUACGGUAGCUCCGUGAAUCUGUGACCGGAGAUGGGAGGCCUGGAGAAAAAGAAGUAUGAAAGUGGCUCGGCCACCAACUACAUCACCAGAAAUAAGGCUCGCAAGAAGCUGCAGCUUAGCCUCCCCGACUUCAGGCGUCUUUGUAUUCUAAAAGGGAUUUACCCACAUGAACCCAAGCACAAGAAGAAGGUUAACAAGGGUUCCACUGCCCCUCGGACAUUUUAUUUCCUCAAGGACAUACGAUUCUUACUUCAUGAACCAAUUGUAGGAAAAUUCAGAGAGUACAAGGUUUUUGUUCGCAAAUUGCGUAAGGCAUAUGGGAAACGUGAAUGGGAUGCAGUGGACAGGCUCAGAGACAACAAACCUGCCUAUAAACUGGAUCACAUCAUCAAGGAGAGGUAUCCAAGCUUUAUUGAUGCUCUCCGUGACAUGGAUGAUGCUCUUUCUAUGUGCUUCCUUUUUUCCACUUUCCCUCGGACAGGGAAGUGCCACGUUCAGACUAUCCAACUCUGUCGUCGGCUAUCUGUAGAAUUCCUGAACUACGUAAUUGCAUCACGUUCCUUGCGCAAGAUUUUUUUGUCCAUCAAAGGAAUCUACUAUCAAGCAGAAAUUCUAGGACAGACUGUUACAUGGAUUACACCUUAUGCUUUCUCUCAUGAUCACCCCACAGAUGUGGAUUACAGGGUAAUGGCCACUUUUACUGAAUUCUACACAACAUUGCUGGGGUUUGUCAACUUUCGUCUCUAUCAGACGCUCAAUCUGCAAUAUCCCCCCAAGUUGGACUCUCGCUCGGAGGCUGACCUUAAAGUAGAAGAGGAAGACGCAUAUGCACUGGAAUCUGAGGCCUAUAUUGAGAAACUGGCAGCUCUCAGUGCUAGUCUAUCCCGGGUUAUUCCAUCUGGUCCAGAGGAUGAUGCUGAGAUGGAUGAAUUCCCUGCCGACCCAGAAAACGCAGAACAGGAAGAGGAGCGUCAGAAACAGCUUCAAGAGGAAGACAAACACAAGUCUCUCUUUGUUGGGCUCAAAUUCUUCCUGAACCGUGAGGUUCCACGAGAGGCACUGGCAUUUAUUAUUCGGAGUUUUGGGGGAGUAGUGUCCUGGGACGCCUCACUCUGCAUUGGGGCAACUUAUGACAGCUCUGACCCAACUAUCACACAUCAUAUUAUUGACCGGCCCAGCAUCCAUAAUCAAGUUAUAAACAGGUAUUAUGUACAGCCACAGUGGGUAAUUGACAGUGUGAACGCUCGCAUACGGCUCCCUGUGGAGGAUUAUUUCCCAGGAGUGGUGUUGCCACCACACCUCUCCCCAUUUGUACAAGAAAAAGAUGGAGACUACAUCCCUCCUGAGAAACUACGACUACUGGCUCUGCAGCGAGGAGAGAGGCCAGAGGUGGAAGAUGAGGAGGAGGAUGAGGAAGAUAGUGGUGAUGAUGAUGAAGAGGAGGAUGAGAGUGAAGAUGACGAUGACCCAGAGAACCAGGAGGAAGCAGAGGAAGAUAAGAAGUUAAGAGAAAUGGAAAAUAAGAAGUUUAGAGAAAAGAAGCUGAAUGUUAAGGUCACAGCAGGCACUGUGAAGGUGGUGGAUAAAGUAAAAGCUGCUGAGAGGGAGAAGAAUGAGGAGAAACGACUUGCUAUCAUGAUGAUGAAAAAGAAGGAAAAGUAUCUCUACAACAAGAUCAUGUUUGGCAAGAAGCGCAAAGUUCGAGAGGCCAACAAACUAGCCAUGAAGAGGAAAGCACAUGAUGAAGCUUGCAAAGCUGAGCGGAAAAAGACCAAGUCCAAAAAGCCGUGAUCAUUUACUUGCCAUCUAUAAGAUGCAGGCCUGGCCCAUAUUAAAUUUGCUUGUGUCUCAAGAAGUGAAGCAUAUCAGUUUGUAUCAAAAUCUCCUCUGCAUCCAGCUUCCCAUGAGGUUCCAACACAAUGGACUCUGCUUGUUUGUUUUCUAGAAAUUGCUAGACACAGCACCAUCCCUAAUUCAAAUUCAUACUCUUUAUGUAAGAGGAAUUGCAACUUAUGUGCCCAUUUGUCUCUUGUCAGUUCUUUUCAAGAUAUCAAUGUGGGUAAUGUGAUGUCUGUGUCUGGAAAAGGUUUUGGUAAAUAAUAAUCUGGUGCCUAUUAGUUGCAAAGGCAUUUUAUUGUAUUUUGCUAAUCUCUAGCAUGAAAAUAAUUCUUUAAUUGGGAUAAUGAACUGCUUUACACAUCAUCCCCUGGUAAAUGGCAGAAAGACCACUAAAGCUGACCCUCACCAAAGUUGUGGUACUGAACUGUUUUUACCACUCUGUAAAAUUUGUAUUUUAUAUUAAAUAUAUAAUUACACAA
This is a messenger RNA of Bombina bombina (fire-bellied toad), 2416 nucleotides long. RefSeq names its product pescadillo ribosomal biogenesis factor 1 (gene PES1). Gene Ontology annotation, biological process: maturation of LSU-rRNA from tricistronic rRNA transcript (SSU-rRNA, 5.8S rRNA, LSU-rRNA); ribosome biogenesis. The coding region runs from base 129 to 1889 and encodes 586 amino acids. NCBI's taxonomy places the organism in Eukaryota, Metazoa, Chordata, Amphibia, Anura, Bombinatoridae. The record is from RefSeq and is a predicted model, not a curated record. The transcript has 15 exons. Gene Ontology annotation, molecular function: RNA binding. Gene Ontology annotation, cellular component: nucleolus; PeBoW complex.